Molecule: messenger RNA, 2039 nt
Organism: Pomacea canaliculata
Lineage: Eukaryota; Metazoa; Mollusca; Gastropoda; Architaenioglossa; Ampullariidae
Product: mucin-5AC-like
Exons: 5
Coding region: 25-1788 (587 amino acids)
Source: RefSeq, a predicted model, not a curated record
ACAGUCGUUAGUCUGCAACCCACGAUGACGUGUCUAGGGCUGUUGUUGUCGCUUGUGUGUCUGUGUCUACAGGCCGGCCAUGGACACUCUCUGCUGCUGAAGAACAUGAAGAGACACCGAAGAGCGGCAGAGUGCGUCAUUGUCCUGCCAUCGCAGCAAGGGACUGUACUCUUUCCUGACCCGAGGGUACCCAGUAACAACUGUGACUACAGCGUGAAUCUCAAUGGCGGACGUGCGAACGUGACCCUUCACCUCACCCAGCUGGACCGACCGGCCUGCAGUCAGGGCGACUUACUGGACAAUCUGUUGGGCUUUGAACGCUGUGGCUCUGGCUACACCUGGCAAUUCAAGAACGUGAUGUACGUUAACUUCUCCUUCCGGGACCUCAGCCAAGGCCCUUUGGCCAUGUCCUACUCCGUUGUUUCUGGUACCACUGAUACUACAACGUCGGGCAACUAUCCUACAUUAACAACCACACCAAACUCUGUCUCUUCAUCAGACUUUCCUGUCACCGACACCACUCCCUCUUCAUUACCAGCAGCCUCCCCCGACUCUGGGAACUCCGUGUCCUACUCUCCAACUUUUGUCUCCCCAUCCAGCACCUAUGGUCUAUCAACCUUUACUUUCCCUCCAUCAACCACUGAAAACCCAUCAACCUUUACUUUCCCUCUAUCAACCACUGAAAACCCAUCAACCUUUACUUUCCCUCUAUCAACCACUGAAAACCCAUCAACCUUUACUUUCCCUCUAUCAACCACUGACAACCCGUCAACAUUUACUUUCCCUACAUUCAGCUCGGACAACCCAUCAACCUUUACUUUCCCUCCAUCAACCACUGAAAACCCAUCAACCUUUACUUUCCCUCUAUCAACCACUGACAACCCGUCAACAUUUACUUUCCCUACAUUCAGCUCGGACAGCCCAUCAACCUUUACUUUCCCUCCAUCAACCACUGAAAACCCAUCAACCUUUACUUUCCCUCUAUCAACCACUGACAACCCGUCAACAUUUACUUUCCCUACAUUCAGCACGGACAACCCAUCAACCUUUACUUUCCCUCCAUCAACCACUGAAAACCCAUCAACCUUUACUUUCCCUCCAUCAACCACUGAAAACCCAUCCCCUUUCACUUUGCCUCCAUUAACCACUGACAACCCAUCAACCUUUACUUUCCCUCUAUCAACCACUGACAACCCAUCAACGUUUACUUCGCCUCCAUUAACCACUGACAACCCAUCAACCUUUACUUUUCCUAUAUUUAGCACUAACAGCCUCUCAACCUCUACUUCUAAAUCCUUCGCAACAUCCUCAGACUACUCAACAUCCUCUGGAAUAUCUUUACCUGAUUCCUCUUUCACGUUCCCUCCCGUCACCACUACACCUGAACAACAAACCACUGAGGAAUAUUUAACCACAACGACCCUCAUAACAACACCAAAGAUCUUGACUACAUCAACGUUAACCAGCACGACAGCACCAACGACUUCUACAACGCCCACUGCAGUCCCUGUAACAACACCAACGACCCAUACAACAACAGUGCCAUCCACUACAAUAACGACACCAACAGUCUUCACAACUACUAAACCAAGCACCACAGUAACAACUACAAAGCUUUUAACAACUUUGACAACUACGCUGCCAACGACUACUACGACGAGAGCAGCAACAACAACAACAAGCAGACCAACCACUACAACUUCCAGGGUAAUAAUCACCACCACCACCCAAAAGCCCAAGUCAUGGUGGGACGAUUUCGUUGGCUCUGUUAAACACUUUUUUGGCUGAGACACCGCCCAGAACUACAAUCUGUGCAGAAGCCGAUGUCAAUAAAGAGAGAGGAGAAAUAAAGUCUUUGAAACUGUUGUAAAUUAGAAAAACUAGCAAUUGUAUCUCCCAUGCCCCUUAAAGACCGACUCAGUGGGAGAUACAGCAAAAUGGCUGCUGAUGUAAACACAUGAAAUAGUAAGCAAAAAUUACUAACCAUAAAGAAAAUAAUAAUCAACUAGUAAAAAUAAAUACCUGCCUCAACAAAGUCA